Naegleria lovaniensis is the source of this 300-nucleotide messenger RNA. RefSeq lists its product as uncharacterized. The coding region runs from base 1 to 300 and encodes 99 amino acids. Lineage: Eukaryota; Heterolobosea; Eutetramitea; Acrasida; Naegleriidae. The transcript has a single exon. The record is from RefSeq and is a predicted model, not a curated record.
AUGUUCUUACCAGCUACAGUGCUUCAUUUGCAACCUCAUCAAACUAAUUACACCUCUCUUUCAUGCUUUAUCGGUUUCCUUAGUACCAUUAAUAUUGAUUAUGAUUUUGAAGGAGCAACGAAUAUGAGUGUAUUCUUUUUGACUGGAGAUGAACUCGAGGAUUAUAGAUCAAAGAUAACUCUUGAUGUGAAUUAUUUCCCACUUCAAACUGUGUUCUCCAUUACAGGUGUAGCACUUGAUAAGCAUUUGAAGGGUUUUCAUCGUGUGUUUGCAUUUAUCGAUGGGGAAAUAUCUAUGUAG